Molecule: messenger RNA, 2019 nt
Organism: Styela clava
Lineage: Eukaryota; Metazoa; Chordata; Ascidiacea; Stolidobranchia; Styelidae
Source: RefSeq, a predicted model, not a curated record
UUUGUUUAUUAGAGUCAUCUUGAAUUAUCAAUUAUCAAUAACUGAAAAAUAGCUAAUUAACCAUGUCGGAUAUACCCAACAUCGCAUAUGUUUCGAGCAUGACAUCCAAUGAAGAUGGACGACCGCCUGUUAGACGAACUUUCGCCCCUGAAGGUGAUUACAUUUCACAAGGAAGUUUCGAAGAAAAAAUGAAUGAAAUGAGAGAACAGAUACGUGUUGAAAUGAAAGCCGAAAUGGAAAAAAUGCGUCAGGAAAAUGAGGCUUGCCGCAAAAGAGAUAUAGAACUCAAGAAAAAGUAUGAAAACAAAAUUGAAGAAAUGCAAAAAAAUCAUAUGGCUGAACUGAAAUCAUUUCGCAAAAGCUUUCUUCAUUAUGAGGACAGAUGUUCAUAUGCGAAAAAGAAGAUCGAAGAAUUUAAGAAUAAGGCAGCUCAAGGAAAAUUAAGCACGGAAGAGCUGGUAGCUGAAAUGAACAAGUUGAUGGAAGAGUUUCCGGGAGAUGUAAAUUCUUCCAAACUAUUGGAUGACUUGUUCAAAAAGGCUGGAGUGAAAAAGGAAGAUCUGGACAAAGCAGCAAAGAGAAUUACUAAAAACAAAAGUCCAAAUUUUGACUGGACCAAGUUUUUCUUACUCAUUGUAGUGGGUGGGGUUGGUGGGGCAUUUUUCGGAUGGCUUUUACCAUUCCUGUUUGGAGGAAGUAUGGUUUUGACUGCCAUAGUUACUUUUGUCGGUGGAGGUACGGGAGCCUGCAUCGGAGCCGGGAUUGGUUGGCACAUAAGUUGAUUCACUCAAGGGAUUUUGAUGGUGUUGGUAAUUAUGGAAGUGGAAGAAAGCGAAUUCAAUUUUAUUUCAAGCCUAGUUUCGCCGAAAAAGCGAAUCUUUCCACUUUUUCAAGUAAUUAUCAAAACCACAAAUCUACAUUGAAUAAUUACCGAUGCCUGUAAAAUUUAAAAUGUGUUUUAUUGUAAUUCAUUUUCUUGUACUUCCGUAGUGCGUGUACCAGGUUAGGGUUAAGCCAUAAUUUUAUUUCAAUUUUUCAUAUUUUAGUUCUAUUACGAGUUCGGUGACUGUUUGUGUUAGUUGGGUGAAUAUACCCCCAGCCCAUGGGCUCUCCCUCCUUUCACAACUUGAUGUAAAAUAGGCGAACGAAAUUAGUUACCUCUAUAUUGGUACACGUACUCCUGGAGCACCAUUUAUAUUAAUGAUGCCUUUAAACAUUAGAGACUCUCGAACGCAUUACGACAGAUUUAUUGAAAUAAAAAGUUCGAGUUAAAUUGUUUUUCUUGAUUUUUUGUUGAAAUGGAUUCUUUCUGGUUGAAAGUAACCACAAUCUAUGAAACUAUUUAUCAUAAUUGAGGUUUCAUGUAUAACCAUAUAGAUAUAUUUUUGCAAAAUUUAACAUAGAUUUUUCCGAAAGUCCCUUGCUACCUUUAGUGAAAAUAAUACCAAGAUUUUUUCUUUUAGGUAAUGUUUUUUUGUAAAUUAUCUGAAAUAUAUUACAAAUAUUAACCCCUUCACUGCCAGGUAUCAAUUUUAUUCAAAUUGUAGAAUGUGCUAUCAAGAGUCUUUUAUGUUCAAAACCAAUUUGAUUGUACAUAUAUUUUAAUUCUGCCUAUUGCAGGGAUGUCGAAAACCAAUUAAUUCACGAUUUAAAAAAAUACUUCUGAAUAUGAAAUAUCAAAUAUUCUAAAUUCCAGCCUGCUUGCAUUUCCCCAUUAAUCAUUGUUAAAAACUGAAAUUUAUUAUAAUAAGAUAAACAUUGUUUAUUUGAUUGCGCAACCUCUACAGUUAUUCGAAAUGGAUCAUUUGCUGAGAAAUUACAAAUUUCUAAAUAAAAACUUUAUAAAUCAUUCUCAAAGCCUAGAACUAAUUACCUAUGUCGAAUGUUACCAAUUUCAAAAGCAUUCAAUUUUUUGAUUCGGUUUUGGCAUCCCUGUGUUUAUAGCAUAUGUGUAAUUUUUUUUCUGUAAUUUCCAUUUUAAAUGUAUACUAAUCAAUUCUAUCGUAACUGCUUAGUAGC